Molecule: messenger RNA, 1888 nt
Organism: Salvelinus sp. IW2-2015
Lineage: Eukaryota; Metazoa; Chordata; Actinopteri; Salmoniformes; Salmonidae
Product: mucin-1-like
Source: RefSeq, a predicted model, not a curated record
UACCAACUAUCCAAGUACCAACUACAAUGGCAUCCCCUGCAACAGAGGCGCCACUGACCAGCCCAAAACUGUCACUCCGGUUCAGCCUGACAUCUACCUUCAAUAGCUCUCUGAGCAACAGCAGUUCACCAGAGUUCCUGGCAUUGGCAAAUCAUGUGACUACACAGCUGGAUAAUUUGUUCAAGGCUCAAUUUGGAGCCAGAUUCAAUCGAACUGUUGUCAAUAGUUUCCGGUCAGGGUCAAUUGUGGUGGAGUCUACGUUGAUAUUCAACAACAUCAGCUCAGUGCCUGACAAUAGUCUGGUAGCACAAACUUUACAAACUGCCAUUACUUCCAACACGUCUGGCCUGACCUUACCUAUCAAUUCAUCCUCCAUUGUGGUCACACGUGCUACUACAAUGACUAGUGCAACCACCUCCGCUGCAACAACUGCUGCUCCAACUGCAGCUCUGACCACCACCACUCUGGCAGAUGUCACCACGACCCCUCCAGCAGUGGCCAAAACCACCACCACCGCUGUUCCGGCAGCAGCCACCACCACUGUUGCACCAACUGGCCCUCCAUCUUCUAGUGAAGGAACCCUGCUUCUUCGGUUCAGUCUCAAUCAAAUGUUCACCUUGGAUCUUGCCAACCCGUCCUCUUCAGCAUUCAAGACUCUGGCUGGCAAAGUGGUCUUGGAGGUGAACAAGAUUUUUGCUAGAACCCCAAGUUUCCUUCGUUCCAUUGUCAACUCAUUCAAGAAUGGAUCUGUAGUUACCAACAUGACUCUCGUGUUCAGAAACAAAUCUUCGGUUCCAAGCGCAUGCAGCGCACAGGCAACUUUCACCAUCAGUCCCACCUCCCUGAACAUCCUACCAGGCAGCGUCAAUGUUGAGUCAUCAGUCAAUUCAGGAAGUGCUCCAAGACCCACUGCCUUCUGUCUGGCUUUCCUGCCUCUCACAUUGGCACUGCUAAUGGUACAGUUGCUGGCUAACUAAUAGCCUGUGUCAUAGCUCCUGUGGCAUUGGUUUCACCAAUGAACGGUUUUCCAGCUCUCAUAGAGACAGCCUUAAGAUUAAGGAACUGCUUUGGCAGAAGAAUGCACAAUGGAUUGUGCCUGUGUCAAUUGGCAAAAUAGAUAUGUAUUUCAUGUACAUUCCCCCAAGUCCACACACAAACAAAAACACACCCAAUUGUACUUUUUGAUGUCAAGUAUGAUAUUUGUGACGUUCCUUAAGAAUUCAUAUAGUAGCUUAUGCUUAUAGCUUAUGAAUAUUAAAUGCAUAUAUAUUUUCUUUCAAGUGACUGUAUUUAUACUGAAGCAUAUAGGCUCUAAAAGACAUUACUUAUUUAUUUGCAUCUUGCACACAGCAGCUUGCACAUGUUUUAUCUGUUAGAUUAAUAUGGAAAAUAACUGAAAGAUUAGAAAACCUUUCCUACAUCAUGUGACACCCAAAUCAUAUUGUAUAAUUUUUUUGUUGUUAUUUUGUUAUUUGAUCAUAGUUGCAUUUUUAAUUAUUAACUGCUUGUAACUACUUUAUAUCUCCAUUUAAAUUCACCAAGAACAAAUACCUUUAUGAUAUUUACUUUUAGUUAUUUUGGGCAUAACACUGAAGUGUGUCAAAGGGGCUGAGGAACUAUUGCUGACCACUGCACUGUUUUAAAAACAUUGUAACUUCUUAUCUUGGUAAUAUUCAAUCCAAUAUGUAAAACUCGUAGAAGUACAUUUUCUUCAUUACUGUUUUAAUAUAAUUAUAUUUUGGGUCAUGUAAUUGGGUGAAAAAUGUAUUAAUACAUUUACAGUAUGAGUUACCAUGUGAGUAACAAUUUACAAACCUGCACCCCAAAUUAUGUUAUGAACAGUAAUCCUAUAUUUAUACUGAACAAAAAUAUAAAUGCAACAUGUUAA